CUAUAAGUAUUGAGUAAAUCUUAUCACAGUUUCAUUUCCUGCCGACGUCAGUUUGGCCGUCGUCAGCUGGCGUAGAAAUAAGUAAACAAAAAUAUGCUAUGCAAUAUGCGUCCACGGAACAGGCUUCUGAUCAAAGUUGACCAGGCAAUCAGAGGAUGUACAUGUAUUGGGCAGCACAGCUGAGCCGGUUUUGAAAAGUUAUUUUUAUUACUUAUACUGAAAUGGAAGAUCGUGAAGUGUUGUUGAAAAUGAAUUACCCCAUUUACGCAAAUAUGCUCAUGUCGAUAGUCUCUUAUUUUUUAACAGUUCGACUUAUACCUAAAUUUAGAGAUAUGUUCAUCAAAGGUAACCUCUAUGGCAUAGACAUGAACAAGAAGGACGGUGGAAAAGUACCGGAGGCAUUGGGUGUCGUGACGGGAUGUGUGUUCCUUAUCACAAUGUUUUUAUUCAUUCCUGUUCCAUUUACCGACUACAUAUUCAAGAAUGCAAACUUUCCUCAUAAUGAGUUUGUCGAGAUGUUGGCGGCUCUUUUAUCGAUAUGCUGCAUGUUAUUAUUGGGAUUUGCUGAUGAUGUCUUAGACCUGCGGUGGAGGCAUAAGUUACUAUUGCCCACAAUUGCAUCGUUGCCACUGUUGAUGGUUUACUAUGUGAACUUUAAUUCGACUUUGAUCAUAGUUCCAAAACCGCUACGACCAUGGUUUGGUUUGUCAGUUGAUCUGUGGCUGCUAUACUACGUUUACAUGGGGAUGCUGGCUGUAUUUUGCACAAAUGCUAUCAAUAUUUUGGCUGGCGUCAACGGACUGGAAGUUGGGCAAAGCUUGGUUAUAGCAGCCAGCAUAUCAGUCUUCAAUUUAGUCGAAUUAUCUGGGAAUCUGUGGAAAGCGCAUCAGUUUUCAUUGUAUUUCAUGCUACCGUACAUGGCAACAUCACUUGCACUUUUCAAACACAACUGGUAUCCAUCGCAGGUAUUCGUCGGAGACACAUUUUGCUAUCUUUCCGGAAUGACAUUUGCAGUGGUCGGCAUAUUGGGUCACUUCAGCAAAACUAUUCUACUGUUCUUCAUACCACAAAUUAUAAACUUCUUGUACAGCAUACCGCAACUAUUUCAUUUGGUACCUUGUCCGCGACACAGACUUCCUAGAUAUAACAAAGAAACGGACAAGCUGGAUAUCAGUGUUACUGUUUUUAAAAAAUCAGAGCUCAACGUGCUUGCUAAGCUUUGCUUGUGGGUAUUUCGCACAUUGAAGAUCGUAAGUUGGAAGGAAGAGAAAACUGGUUUGGUGACGUGUAACAAUUUAACGCUGAUCAAUUUUAUACUAUAUAUGAUUGGCCCAACAUCUGAGCCAAGUUUAACUAUAAUCCUCAUACUUAUUCAGAUUGCGAGCAGUGUAUUGGCAUUUAUGAUCAGGUAUCCACUUGCAUCAGUGUUUUACGAUAUUUAGAUGAGAGUUAUUUCACGUAAUGCACUUCGAGGUUGGAUAUGUGGAUAACAAGCUCCACGGGUCUUGAUGCUUAUCAAUGUUAUGCAUAUUGCAUUCUGUUAUACCAAGUCUGAAUGAUCAUAAUGAUCACAAAAAGAUUUACUAUCCUGUAUAUAAUUAUAUUAAAUAUUAUAUUAUCAAGACAAAAAUCGUAUAUCUUUUAUUACCUGGA
Messenger RNA from Diprion similis, 1653 nucleotides. RefSeq names its product UDP-N-acetylglucosamine--dolichyl-phosphate N-acetylglucosaminephosphotransferase (gene Alg7). The transcript is spliced from 7 exons. Lineage: Eukaryota; Metazoa; Arthropoda; Insecta; Hymenoptera; Diprionidae. Gene Ontology annotation, molecular function: UDP-N-acetylglucosamine-dolichyl-phosphate N-acetylglucosaminephosphotransferase activity. Gene Ontology annotation, cellular component: membrane. Gene Ontology annotation, biological process: dolichol-linked oligosaccharide biosynthetic process; protein N-linked glycosylation. Bases 222 to 1442 code for a protein of 406 amino acids. The record is from RefSeq and is a predicted model, not a curated record.